AAUUUGCGAAAUUUCGAAACUGUCUGGUACAUGCUGCAGUGAAAAAUAAAACAAAAUUAUGAGACCCACGAUUGAAUAUUGAAUUGACAUGAGAGAAGAGUCAUUAAUUUAUCGUACCGGAUUUUGAUAAUUUUUGGAUAAUAAAAUUCUCAAAGCAUGGCAUUAAAUUUUAAAAAACACUGCGCAUCGGCAUUAAUCCUCCGAUUAGUUCUAAUUGCCUAUGCAGACUUGCAUGACAAAUAUUUCAGUGUCCCUUACACCGAUGUAGAUUAUAAAGUUUACACGGAUGCGUCGCGGUUAUUAUUAACCGGUAAAUCCCCGUAUGAACGUCAUACUUAUCGUUACACUCCGCUAUUAGCAUUAAUUCUCACCCCGAACAUAUUCCUCUACCAAAAUUUUGGCAAAAUAUUAUUCUCAAUCAUUGACGUAAUCAUUGGAAUUUUGAUGAAGCAUAUAUUGAUGAGAGGCCAAUGCAACGAUAAAGUAUCAGCUAUUUGUGCAUUAGUCUGGCUGUACUGUCCAUUAACAAUCGUUAUAUCGACACGAGGUAAUGCGGACUCUGUUGCUGUUGUUCUCGUGCUGUUGACGUUGAAUUAUUUGAUCAGCGAUAAUUCAUUUCUUUCGGGGAUUAUCCACGGUAUUUCCGUGCAUUUCCGACUCUAUCCUAUUGCAUUCAGUUUAGUGAUGUAUCUGGGAAUAGCGGAUAAUAAUUUUUUUCCCAACGCCAGACAGAUUAAACUCGUUUCCGGAUGUAUUUUAUCGCUCGGUUUGUCCACCCUCGUUAGUUAUUACUUUUAUGGGUAUCAAUUUAUCCAUGAAAGUCUUAUUUAUCAUCUGAUCAGGAAAGACGCGCGACAUAAUUUUUCCGCAUAUUUUUAUAUGCAGUAUUUGUCAAUUGGACAAUCGGAUUUGUUAUUUGAAAAAUUAGUGAGGAUUUUGCCACCCGUGAUUAUAUUGAUUGCCCUGUCUUUUCGAUAUUCCAGGAGAAAGGAUCUGCCAUUUGCUAUGUUGACACAGGCUAUGGUAAUGGUCACUUAUAAUUCAGUCAUUACGUCUCAGUACUUUUUUUGGUACUUAUCCUUACUGCCGCUCUGUUUGCCGUAUAUUAAAAUCGGGGUUACAAAGUUGGUGAUAUUGAUCGCUGUCUGGAUUGCAAGUCAGGGAUUGUGGCUUCUUGAUGCAUAUGCGCUUGAAUUUGUAGGAAUCAAUAGCUUCCAGUCCAUCUGGAUCUCUAGUUUGAUAUUUUUCGUUGUUAACGUUAAGAUUCUUGUUGAAGUUAUUACUAAGUAUGAAAAUAAAUUGGAAUACCAUAGUACCAAGAAAAUUAAAUAAUAAAUAGAUUCAACUGAA
Messenger RNA from Fopius arisanus, 1350 nucleotides. RefSeq names its product Phosphatidylinositol glycan anchor biosynthesis class M (gene PIG-M). Bases 157 to 1332 code for a protein of 391 amino acids. Gene Ontology annotation, cellular component: membrane; glycosylphosphatidylinositol-mannosyltransferase I complex. The record is from RefSeq and is a predicted model, not a curated record. Gene Ontology annotation, biological process: GPI anchor biosynthetic process. Lineage: Eukaryota; Metazoa; Arthropoda; Insecta; Hymenoptera; Braconidae. Gene Ontology annotation, molecular function: GPI mannosyltransferase activity; alpha-1,4-mannosyltransferase activity. The transcript has a single exon.